AUGGCGACUCCGACUCGCCGCAUCGCCUUCGCUCUCUCUCUCCUUCUCUCUGCUCCUCUUUGCUCUGCUCUCCCUGGAGCCCCAGCAGACCACAGCUUGCUGCUGCAUGACAAACAGCUGCCCUCUGCCCAACCCCUCAUGCACAAACUUGGGAUCUCAAGACUUUUCGCCUCUCGUACAAGGCGAGUCGAGGAGGCGAAGUUGUUGGCCCUGACAUUUUUUGCAGCUCUGCCGCUCCUCCUAAUCUCCAUCCCCCCUCCCCUCCCUCUCAGACGGUCAACGACAUGCGAGGAGGAGCAGGCGAAGGAGACAAGAUGGUCUCUGCUGUCCUCCUCAUCGCUGGCUCUGCUGUGGGAGGAGGCUUCCUCGCUCUCCCGAUUCAUACCCUCAGCCUUCGGCAUGGUCGUAUGCUGGAUGUACCUCGUGGCACAGGUGAAGAUGAGAAGGAUGGGAGGGAGGGCGGGGAUCAAAGGAGGAGGAGGUGGUGGUGGUGGUGGAGGAAGAGGAGGAGGAGGUGGUGGUGGUGGUGGAGGAGCUGACGUCGAGCAGGGGCUGGUCGUUGCUGAGCUCUCGUUGCGAGCGAUGAGGAUCACGAGGAGGAGCACGGUUUCUAUCGAUGCCAUCGCGUCGCUUGCAGGAGGGCGUCAGCUGGCAAACCUGCUGGGCGUGUCCUGGCUGGUGCUGCAAUGGGCGUCGCUGACAGCGCAAGUGUCUCGAGGAGGAGGUCUGAUCGCCAAGCUCCUCGGCCUUCGCUCCCACGCCGCCGGCUGCCUCCUCCUCUCCCUCGCCUUCCACGUCAUCGUGUUGGGCCCCGACUGCUCCUUCCGGUCGGGGAGCGUGACGGAGGGGGUCAACAACGUGCUCACGAUGAUCUUCCUCCUCUCCCUCCUGGCCAUCAUCGGCAUGGGAGCAGGGCAGGCGAACUUCUCGCGGCUGCUCGUCUCCUCCUUCAGCCCCCGAGAAGCUCCUGCUGCAGAUGCCCAUCAUGCUACAGAUUCUCAUGUACCUCCAGGUCGUCCCCACAGUCUGCAGCAUGCUCAACGGCAAGCCCGACCGCAUCAGGAUUGCGGUCCUCGUCGGCUCCCUCCUCCCCCUUCUCGUCUGCCUCCUAUGGAGCGCCGUCGGCAUCGCGCUCGUGCCCUCCAACGGCGGCGCUCUCUCCAUGGACCCCGUUGA
Guillardia theta CCMP2712 is the source of this 1176-nucleotide messenger RNA. RefSeq lists its product as hypothetical. The transcript has 3 exons. The record is from RefSeq and is a predicted model, not a curated record. NCBI's taxonomy places the organism in Eukaryota, Cryptophyceae, Pyrenomonadales, Geminigeraceae. Bases 1 to 1176 code for a protein of 391 amino acids.